AGCCCGGGCCGCGGCGGCCGGCUUGGCCUGCCCUUUGUGCCCGCAGCCCGCGCCCCGCGCCGAUGGCCGCCGCGCAGGGCUCCCCGGCGGUGCGCACCCGCCCGCAGACCUGACCCCGCGCGCCUGGGAUGCGCCGGGAAUGCGCGUCCUCCGGGCCUGCGGCUCCUCCCGGCUGGGCGCGGGGCGAUGGACCUGAGCAUGAGGAAGUUCACCGUGCGCAGGUUCUUCUCCGUGUACCUGCGCAAGAAGUCGCGCUCCAAGAGCUCCAGUCUAAGUCGACUCGAGGAGGAAGGCACCGUCAAGGAGAUUGACAUUAGCCACCAUGUCAAGGAAGGGUUUGAAAAGGCCGACCCUUCCCAGUUUGAACUGCUGAAGGUGUUAGGACAAGGAUCCUACGGGAAGGUGUUCCUGGUGAGGAAGACCAAGGGAUCUGACACUGGGCAGCUGUACGCAAUGAAAGUUCUUAAGAAAGCUACCUUGAAAGUUCGGGACCGAGUCCGUUCGAAGAUGGAGAGAGACAUUUUGGCAGAAGUGAAUCACCCUUUCAUUGUAAAGCUUCAUUAUGCCUUUCAGACAGAAGGAAAGCUCUACCUGAUACUGGACUUCCUGCGAGGAGGGGACCUCUUCAGCCGGCUCUCCAAAGAGGUGAUGUUCACCGAGGAGGAUGUCAAGUUCUACCUGGCUGAGCUGGCUUUGGCUUUAGAUCACCUCCACGGCCUGGGGAUCAUCUACAGAGACCUGAAGCCCGAGAACAUCCUGCUGGACGAAGAGGGACACAUCAAGAUCACAGAUUUCGGGCUGAGUAAGGAGGCCAUCGACCACGACAAGAGAGCAUAUUCGUUCUGCGGGACGAUAGAGUACAUGGCCCCCGAGGUGGUGAACCGGCGGGGACACACGCAAAGCGCCGACUGGUGGUCCUUCGGCGUGCUCAUGUUUGAGAUGCUCACGGGAUCUCUGCCGUUCCAGGGGAAGGACAGAAAGGAGACCAUGGCCCUCAUCCUCAAAGCCAAGCUGGGCAUGCCGCAGUUCCUCAGCAUGGAAGCCCAGGGUCUGCUGAGAGCCCUCUUCAAACGGAACCCGUGCAACCGACUUGGUGCUGGCAUCGACGGGGUGGAAGAGAUCAAGCGGCAUCCUUUCUUUGUGACCAUAGACUGGAAUAAGCUGUACAGGAAGGAGAUCAAGCCGCCGUUCAAGCCAGCAGUGGGCAGGCCAGAGGACACCUUCCACUUCGACCCCGAGUUCACAGCACGGACGCCCACAGACUCACCCGGCGUCCCCCCCAGCGCCAACGCACAUCAUCUGUUUAGAGGAUUCAGUUUUGUCGCCUCUAGUCUGGUCCAGGAGCCCUCGCAACAAGAUCUGCACAAAGCCACGGUCCAUCCCAUCGUGCAGCAGCUACAUGGAAACAACAUCCACUUCACCGAUGGCUAUGAGAUCAAAGAGGACAUCGGGGUGGGCUCCUACUCCGUGUGCAAGCGCUGUGUGCACAAAGCUACUGAGGCAGAGUAUGCCGUGAAGAUAAUCGAUAAGAGUAAAAGAGACCCCUCGGAAGAGAUCGAGAUUCUCCUGAGGUACGGGCAGCACCCAAACAUCAUCACCCUCAAAGACGUCUACGACGAUGGGAAGUUCGUGUACCUGGUGAUGGAGCUGAUGCGCGGCGGAGAGCUCCUGGACCGCAUCCUCCGGCAGCGCUACUUCUCGGAGCGGGAGGCCAGCGACGUGCUGCGCACCAUUACCAAGACCAUGGACUACCUCCACUCCCAGGGGGUGGUUCAUCGAGACCUGAAGCCGAGUAAUAUACUGUAUAUGGAUGAGUCUGGAAACCCUGAAUCCAUCCGAAUCUGUGACUUUGGGUUUGCCAAGCAGCUCCGAGCUGAGAACGGACUGUUGAUGACACCCUGCUACACGGCAAACUUUGUUGCCCCAGAGGUCCUGAAGCGGCAAGGCUACGAUGCAGCAUGUGACAUCUGGAGUUUGGGGACCCUUUUAUACACCAUGCUGGCGGGAUUUACCCCGUUUGCAAAUGGACCAGAUGAUACUCCUGAGGAGAUUUUGGCUCGGAUUGGCAGUGGGAAGUAUGCCCUUUCUGGGGGGAACUGGGACUCAAUCUCCGAUGCUGCAAAGGACGUCGUGUCCAAGAUGCUCCAUGUGGAUCCUCAUCAGCGACUGACGGCAGUUCAAGUCCUAAAACACCCGUGGAUUGUGAACAGAGAGUACCUGUCGCAAAACCAGCUCAGCCGACAAGACGUCCACCUGGUGAAGGGUGCCAUGGCCGCCACCUACUUUGCUCUGAACAGAACUCCGCAGGCCCCGCGGCUGGAGCCGGUGCUGUCGUCCAACCUGGCUCAGCGCAGGGGCAUGAAGAGACUCACAUCCACCAGGCUAUAGUGGAGCAGGCCCCGCAGAGCAUCCUGGGUCCUCGGUGCCAGCCUGGGCCCCCGUCUCGGGCACCGCCGGGGUGACCACUGCCCGACCGCAAGGCUCGGCUGCCUCCGCUCAUUCCACGUUUUCUUGUUCAGCCUGGAUCGGAUCCAGACCGGUGACCUCCCAACGCCUCGCUGUGCCAACCUCGCCGCCUCCUUACCCCGAGCAAAGCCAGACGGGCUCAUUGCAGCGCACACCACCAUGCCCAAGGCCUGUAGGGUUCCUUCAGACUCUGGAGGUCUUUUACGAUCAUGGCUUAUAUUUAUAUAGAGAGAUAUUUUUUCCAAUGAUAAAGCCAGUAACUGGGUCAGAUUUCCGCACACGCGUCCUAGUUAUUAGGGUGGGCGGCGCACUGACCCUUCAUGGCACAGCCUCCCAGGAGGGGCUGGCCUCUGCGGUUCUGGGGUGGCCAGAAUGAUGGGGUCUGCGGAUGGCACCCAGGAGUAGAUGCCAGGUCCCCUCCAAAUGAUCCAAAGAGCCCUCAUCCAUCGCCCUUCCUCUCUGAUUGAGGUGCUGGGUGUUCUCUCAGGGUCGCAGACCCGAAUGAGGGAAGAGCCCAGGACUAGCAGGUGUCACCUUUGCCGUGGGAACCUCUCAUAAGAUCCGCAUGCCCCUGGGGACAAGCCAGCCACGGCCUGUGUCCCCCGCCCUGUGUCCUUGUCCCUCCAUGGCUGGGGCUGCGGGGCUGGGGGUCCAGGCUCCUGCCCUGGCUCCAGCCAAGAAAGGUCGCCCCAGCUUCUGAGAGAGAGAGAGAGAGAGAGAGAGAGAGAGAGAGAGAGCAAGUGCAAGAACAUGCACUGGGCCUGACGCCGGCUCCGCGACCCCAGGUCAGGCUCUGUGCUCUCCCAAAGCAGUGGAUUCGCUGUGCUUGCCUUCCCUCUCUGUCCCACGGGAGAUCCGUGAACAUUGGCACCCGGAGCUCUGUUCCUCCCUUCUAGGCGUGCUCGGUCCUGCUGGAGCCAGGAGGGGGCCGGGAGGCCCGGCUGCCCCUGGGGCCCAGAGGGGAGCUGAAAGAUGGGUUCCCCAGGGUGGGAUGCACUUUGUAGAAGCUGUGCUUUUGUGUUACAUUUGUGUUUCUGUUUUUCACCUGAUGUUGCAGUGACAUUUAAUGUUUCCCUUGGGGUGCGUGUGUGCACGCAGGAGGGACGCGUGCCCACGGGAGGGGGUGCGUGCAUAGGGGAGGGGACACGUGCACAGCAGUGGGUGCAGUGCCGAGGUGGGGGGGCCUGUGCGUUCCUCCUUAAAUAAAACCGGGACAGCCUCAGUGCUGCUGCCCAGGCCAGAGGGGAGAGUGUGUGUGCCCCCCACCCCCAUGUCCUCCUGCCUGCCCCAUCGCCGGUGCCCCCAAGCCAGCCCAGGAUGCCCCACUGCCCUCGGUUGGGUGCGGGGCACCUGUGGUCCUCAGCCAGGUCUCACUAAGAAGACAUAAGUCCUUGUUCCCUUCAUCCCCCAUCUCAACCAACCGCACCACUUCAAAAAGACAAAAAAGCAACAUGCCACAUUCUGUUAAAACUCCUUAGCUGGGUCCAGUUGUUUCCAGACCUUAAAAUGUAAACUUAUUUCAGAAGCUUUCAUUAUUCUGUGAGCCUUUCUCCCCCCAGACGUAAAGGUGGAGGCAGGUUCAUGAGCCGGUUUCCUACAAAGCUUCCGUAGGCAUCUCUCACACUUUCUCAAUAGAAAAUGCUUCUCCCCAAAGACACAAAGCCUUGGUUCACAAUAGUUUUGCUUUAGGUCUGAAUUAUUUUAUCUCUUAGUAGAAGCUUAGGGAAAACUGGAUAGCCCUUAGGUCGCGGGUUUGCCCUCCUGGGAACCAACAGAGGUCAUUGUACCUUCUGUCUGCCAUGGGGCCACUGCUCUGCCCCGCGCUCAUGGGGCCCAGGUGUGCCACCCGGCAGGUGGUUUGUUUGUGGAGAGUCUGAGUGCAGAGUAUUGCAGGCCCCAGGGAAGGAGCCCAGGAGCAGGCAGGGAGAGGGGCCAGCCUGUGCUCUCCGCCACGGCUUCUGCUCGUCACCUUUUGCAGUGCCCCCAUGCACGCAGCCCCACCUUGCAUACUCCGAGAGCCACAGAGCCGCCUGGGGCUCACCUGGCACCACGCUGUGCCCUUGGCGAAGGGCCGGCAUGCAGUGGCGGCGGCAGAGACACCGCUGGCACCUGCCCUGCUGAACCAAGUCUACUUGAAUGUCUGUACAAUACCUCUGCUCUCUCACCUGAUCCAGAACACAGUGAUACUUGAAACCCUUCCAGAAAGUCAGCCUAGAGAAGUCAGUAUCACAGUUGAAACUGAGCUGCCCAUUCCUGAGUGGCACGGCCUGGUUGUGUGUCCUCAGCAGCAGUCCUGGGUGAAGGAAGGGGCUAUUCUCGUUUCGCUUCCCCAGUGCAGGGCGCCCCCCACCCCAACCCCUUACCCCGGCCCGGAGCACCCCGGGGGCUUCGCACAAGCAGCCAGAGCACCCGGAAAGUCAGAUCGCUGCCCCUGGAAACACGGGGAACCACCCUCCUCUGGAUCAUAGUCCACGGACUUUGUCAUUAGAAAACCGAGCCCGGGAGCUCCCCCCAAGGAACCCCCUGCGGUCUCCUCCCCACCCGCCAGCCCCCCUGUUUGAUGGAAACACCUGGCUCGCCCCAUCCGGGUGAGCCCCCCACACAUGCCGCCCCCAAGUCAAAUUUGGGCAAGAGUGAGACUUCACCUGUGUCCUUAGGUCAGGUUGUCCGUGACUUUAACUCCGUGUGUGUUGAUGCUUGGAAGACUGUCCAGCAUUUUCAGUGAUAAUAGUACUUAAUGUUAGCCAGUAUUGUUCAUAAAUGGUGUUACCCCUAAAGCCGCACGUUGGGACUUCUGCCUCACGCCUGACUGAUCCUCUCAAGCACAUGACGAACUUGAUUUGCACUCUGUUGUUCUUUCCCGAUGGUUUUGUCGCCCUUCACCUCUCCAAGAGUCCUUAAAAUUCAAGAAUGGAGAAGGACACCGCAGGCCCCUGGGUGGUGAGGAGACUGGAGGAGCGUCAGCGCGGCUUCGCAGAGCUCGGAAGAACGUGGGAGACUCGAACUCGCCACCGCCGUCGCCCACGGGGAGCCCGCUUUCCACCCAGACCCCGACUCAGCACUUUGUUUACAAGCCCGCAUUUGUGUUUACAGGUCAUUCUUAUGUUCACGCUUUGUAUUUUAUGUUUGAGAUGGGCGGCCACUAUACAGAUAUUUAUUACGCUUUCCAGACUUUCUGAAUAGAUUUUUUUGGAAUAAACAUGGGUUUUAUGAAGUGUAAUAUUUUUCUAGGAUAACAAUAAUUUUUGGACUUUCUGUGUUGUUGCCAAUGAUAGUCUGCAGACAAGCAUCUUACUUCCCUCCCCCGUCCCUCGCUCUGUCCUCGGGCUGCUGGAAGGUGGCAUCGUCAUAGGGAAGCUGGGACAGCACGGCCUCCACUCCACAUCGAGAGCUGUGUGCGUGUGCGUGGGCAUGGUGGGGCUUUGCAUGCAUGUGUGGCUUGCGUGUGAAUGCAUGCACAUGUGCACUGUGUAGCGUAUGAACAUGUGUGUGCACAUGUGCAUGCCUGUGCAGUAUGUGGAUAUUCCUGUGUACAUGAGUGGUGUGAGCAUAUGCGUGCAUCUCUGUGGUGCGUGUUGUGUGCCUAUGUGUACCUGCAUGUGUGGGAUGUGAGUGGUUACACAUGUACACGUGUAUGUGUGGUAUAUCGUGUAUCUUAUGUGGCCUGUGUAGAGUGUGUGUGCACAUGUGUACAUGCACCUGUGUGUAUUAUGUGUUUGUGUGUGCUUUGUACACGCAUGUGUGUAUGCUUAUGUGUGGUUCCAUAUGUGCACGUGUGUGUGGUGUACAUGCAUGUUCCUGUGUAUGUGUGUGCACUCUGCAUGGAGCCAGGCCACGUGAUGGGAUGGGCGCUGGCAGGAGACAGGAUGGUGUGUCGGCAGCGAAGCAGGUGACCCAGGGUGGGCUGCUGGAGGCUGUCCCUGCCGUAUCUCGUUCUGUGCAC
Nyctereutes procyonoides (raccoon dog) is the source of this 6409-nucleotide messenger RNA. RefSeq names its product ribosomal protein S6 kinase A2 (gene RPS6KA2). The record is from RefSeq and is a predicted model, not a curated record. NCBI's taxonomy places the organism in Eukaryota, Metazoa, Chordata, Mammalia, Carnivora, Canidae. Bases 187 to 2388 code for a protein of 733 amino acids. Gene Ontology annotation, biological process: protein phosphorylation; intracellular signal transduction. Gene Ontology annotation, molecular function: ribosomal protein S6 kinase activity; magnesium ion binding; ATP binding. The transcript is spliced from 21 exons.